GUUAAAAAUAAAUAACAAAUAACAUUCAUAAAUAAUCUUGUAGUCCCCUCAUAACAAACAAGUAAAAUUAUUUUGUUUACUUUUAAUUUUGGUUGUAUUAUUGUUUUAUUUAAAAUUACUGUUGCCUAUUCUUGUAAUGCUUAGUUCAAAUUUGCUGCUGAAAUGUAGAAGUAAAAUCUUGUUGAGACCAUGUGUCUAUUUGGUGAACCAAACAGCCCUUUCAUCUCAACUUAUAGAGAUAGGACAUCUUGAGAAACCGAAAACUACCAGUAACUAUGAGACAGGACAGUUAUUCCUACAUAAAGUGUGGGGUUAUCGGGGAAUCAUUCUCUUUCCCUGGGUUGCACGAAUAUUUGAUAGAGAUUUGAAAGACUGUUCUGAAGAAAUCAAGUAUAAUCUCACAUUUCUUGGAGGCAGAGAGGUUAAGUGUAGCACAGAGAACUACUACCAGGUCCUGAUAGACUGCCGGGACCGCCCGUACAUCAGAGCUCAGACCGAGGCAGUGACAUUCAUGGGUUGUGCCAGCAGUAGCUAUAGGCUACUGCAAUCUGUUCCAGGCCUGGACUACACGGCUCACAGAGACAUCCUGCCGUACACUGCUACAGAGAAACUGCCUCUGAAACAUGAAAUGUUCGACAGUUUCUUCCUCUACAAACCGAACAAAGAUCCGAAUAUAGAAGCAAAGGACUCGUUAAAGGUCUGGAAGAACAACAACGUGAGUUGGCUGAGGAUAUCAGAUGUCCAUAAAGAGACAACAGAGGAAGUGAGGAUCACAGCGAUACCGUUUUUCAUGGGUUGCCGAAGGAUGCCAGAAACUACAUUAUAUUCCUGGAGAUACUGCAUUCGACUGGAGAACUUGAGUGACAUGUCACUUCAUUUCAAGAGUCACACCUGGAGAAUAUUUAGUAUGUCAGGGUUGACGGAGACGGUGAAAGGCAAGGGAGUGAUGGGCCAAGAACUGUCACUGGAUAAGUAUUCUCCCUCAUUCCAGUAUUGUGGCCAUGUCAACCUGUCUACACCGUACGGUCACAUGAGUGGCUCUUUUCAAGUGAACAGAGAGGAUGGCUCUUCGUUUGAUUGCCUUGUUCCAUUAUUUCUUCUUGAAACUAAAAUAAACCAAGAUGAUACUCUUUUUUAACUCAGUUGAUUUGUAAUAAUAAAUAAUUGCUUUUGUGUUA
This is a messenger RNA of Homalodisca vitripennis (glassy-winged sharpshooter), 1178 nucleotides long. RefSeq names its product polymerase delta-interacting protein 2-like. Lineage: Eukaryota; Metazoa; Arthropoda; Insecta; Hemiptera; Cicadellidae. Gene Ontology annotation, cellular component: mitochondrial nucleoid; nucleus. The coding region runs from base 137 to 1138 and encodes 333 amino acids. Gene Ontology annotation, biological process: error-free translesion synthesis. The record is from RefSeq and is a predicted model, not a curated record. The transcript has a single exon. Gene Ontology annotation, molecular function: DNA binding.